AUGAAUUCUCUUAACUUCACCGCCACCAUGGAAGAAUCAUUUGAAUAUCUCCAUAAAAAAUUCGAUCAAAGCAGCAAACGUUUGAGAUCAGAUUCUCUAAGUUCUUCAACAGGGGACUAUGAAUGCAUUCAAGUGGAGAUAGAGAGAAUAAGUGAGAUCGCUAAAGCAACAUCGCCAUCAUCAUCAUCGAACUCCCAGGAAACCAAUAACAAAAGAUCAUAUUCUCCUGAUACCAGCGAAAGCAACUACUCCGAAGCCAAAAGACCCCGAUCCUCAUCAUUUGGCAGUUAUACACAAGCCUUUUCUCGUCUAAACACCCAACGCCAAACCUCAACACCUUUCACCUCCUCAGCAGUGGCUGUUCCCCCCGCUGCUGCCAUUUUACCCAAGAUCAGCGAUGAAACUUUACGCAGCAUUUGCAAAUAUCAUGGCAACAUGGUAAGAAAAUACCCUAAAGUACAACGAUCAGCCAAGGACCAAGAAAGACGUGAUAAAAACACUCUGGCCUGUCGCAUGAGCCGACGUGUCAAGAAAUUGGAACAUAUCGCCAUUGAAGAGCAGUACAAAGAAUUCUCACAACAAACUUUCGACAUCGUUGAGCAGUCAAUGAGAUCAACUGCCUAUUUGCAUGAGUUAAUGCAACUAUUGUCAUGCCAGCAGUUGGGAGAAAUGGCAACACAACAACCAAACAACUCAAUCCUGUUAACAGAGAGUCCCUCUAUAUCGUCGGCUCAGCAAAAGAAACCUUUCACAAUAGCCUUUUUAGCGGGCAGAGAGGAAUAG
Messenger RNA from Calliphora vicina (urban bluebottle blowfly), 783 nucleotides. Its product is annotated as protein Mabiki-like. Lineage: Eukaryota; Metazoa; Arthropoda; Insecta; Diptera; Calliphoridae. The transcript has a single exon. The record is from RefSeq and is a predicted model, not a curated record. The coding region runs from base 1 to 783 and encodes 260 amino acids.